Messenger RNA from Aspergillus pseudotamarii, 1899 nucleotides. RefSeq names its product fungal specific transcription factor domain-containing protein. The transcript has 4 exons. The coding region runs from base 1 to 1899 and encodes 632 amino acids. Lineage: Eukaryota; Fungi; Ascomycota; Eurotiomycetes; Eurotiales; Aspergillaceae. The record is from RefSeq and is a predicted model, not a curated record. Gene Ontology annotation, cellular component: nucleus.
AUGACUCGUCCUGGAACAAAAUUCCGUCAUUUUCGCACGACGAAACCAUCUGCGCCAGGACGGUGGAGGAAUGCAUCACUCGAGAGUCCUAAUACAACAUCUCUGUCAGGUCAAUGUCACUCACCUGAGCUUAAACGCCGGAAGUCCAAUGAAGAGCAACAUGGGAGAACUUGGGUCCCUGGAUUUGUAUCGGUUUUUCCCGAAAUCCCGCCUGGAACAGAUACUGGCUCAGUAGUCCCAUCUGCAUCUAGAGUCACCUUAGCAACCUACUACCUCAAGGGUCUACAUGUGUCUUUCCCACAUUACAAGGAUCUUAUCUUCAACUAUCUUGACCGGAGCCGAUCUUUCGUCAUCCCCCGGCCAUUGUUAUUCGAGCUGUUCUCGACUCUCUAUGAUGAUAUGAAAGCAGGGGUCGAUCUUCAUUCUCGCUUAACCCAGAACGCACGCAAGCCCCUUCCCCCCAUAUCUGUAAACACGACUGUAGAGGAGUUUUGUGGGUGGUUUAGAGGAGACAAUAUUCGAUGGGAACUUCUUGGGGUUGUUUUCGCCCUUGCGGGUCUCGCUUCAGUUCAUACUGAUGAGCCAGGAAAGUCACCUAGUUAUGGAUCGUUUGCUACGGAUAUGUACACAGCCAGCAGAGCAUGUAUUGAAGUAUGCGAAGAAAAUAACCAAUUAAACGACAUUACCACUUGGAUGCGACAUACAAAUGUUGCUCUAGCAUCAAACCUGUUUGGAGAUACAAGUAGUAUCCUAUACCGUUGCUUCAGCUCAUUGACUGCGGAGCUGUUCGCUUUGAGGUAUCACCGCCAGAUAUCGUUACAGCCCGCAGCACCUUUCUUCAUGUCGGAAACCCGCAAGAGGCUCUUUGCUGCUGCAGUUUGUCGAGACAUGAACCUUGCAACACUCCUUGAAAGACCACCACUCAUUGACUGUAACUUCUGCGAUAUGAUAUAUCCACUCGAUCUGUAUGAAGAAGAGAUAGUGCUGGUUGGGAGUGAGCUUAAUACAGCCCUGCAGAAUCUGGAUGAGAACGGUUGGAAGAUCUCCUCCGAGAGUGAAAAGUUACUCCGACCAGCAACAGGAAUACGAAUUCGUUUUGCAUUAUCAAGUCUUCGAGCCAAGGUACUGCGACUAUCACUAGGAAACCGGAUGGAACACAUGACCACGAAGCACAUAGAGUUAUACCAAGAGUACGAAGAUAUUUGGACUAAGAUCCCGAUGCAAUACCGCUAUAAGAGUGAUUUCUGGGACUACCUGAGCCCGAGGUCAUGUGUUGUGCUGUUGAGUGCUCAUUUAGAUCAUCUUCACUGUGGCUUUCAGAUCCUACGAAUGCUCCAACAGGAAGGCCAAGAUACACUCACAACCAUUCUCGAUACUUCCAUGAGAUUGCUUUCAGGCAUGCUUGACUUGAUGAAGCAACAAGAGCGAUUCGUUGAGUUGCGAGAGAGAUUCACAUGGAUUUUUCUGUUCUAUGGUCUUCCUGGCGCCGGUACUCUUGCCACGGAGCUUCAUCAACACACGCUCAAGGGACUCCCUUUGCCUUCCUCUAUUCCUUGUUCCCGUAUAGUUCGGGACUUGAGUGUUGCAAUCUCGUGGGUUGAGAAACAGAACUUACCAAACCGCUCAGAUUACCAGCUAUGCCUUCAAAUCAGCAAGGUGAUCAGUCGAAUGUUAGAUGAUACCCUGAAUCAGGGUCUAAUCUCGGCGAAAGAUACUAAUAGUCAAUUGGAGAAGGUACAGCAAGAGCAGCAGGUGCCAGAAGAGUUUCCCAUUGACAGAUCUUCGGAUGCUUCAGAUAGAUUUCAACCACUGGCUGAGCCAUUUACUAGCGAGGAAUUUCUCAGCUGGAUUGAUGACCUGGUAUGGGAUGGACAAACUAACAUUAGUAUGGGAUUCUGA